This is a messenger RNA of Vicia faba (fava bean), 1614 nucleotides long. NCBI's taxonomy places the organism in Eukaryota, Viridiplantae, Streptophyta, Magnoliopsida, Fabales, Fabaceae. The record is from the annotation of a GenBank genome assembly.
AUGGUUUCGUCGAAGUAUUUGGAGAUACAAUCCUCCAUCUUUAAAAGCUGGGGAAGCAAUGGCUAUUCCUCUGCUGGAUCAUCACCUGAUAGAAACUCAUCAAGAGGAGAAACACCAUUAUUUAAAGGACUUGGAUCCUCUACUUUGGGAACUACAGAACUCCACCAUGCUCCUGAAGGACUCAUUCAAACCAAUGUUGGAGACUAUAGUGGAAUAAAUAACUUUGAAGAUUUGAAAAAUGUAACCAUUAAUGAAUCAUCCAAACUUUGGUCUAUUGCUAGCCCUAUUUGUUUUGGAAUAUUAUGCAACUAUGCAAUCAAUUCCUUCACAAAUAUCUUUGUUGGACAUCUUGGAAAUUUAGAACUCACUUCAGUUUCAAUCUCUUUAUCUGUCGUAUCAAAUUUCUCCUUUGGCUUCAUGCUUGGCAUGGCAAGUGCACUGGAGACACUAUGUGGACAAGCAUUCGGUGCAGGACAAGUAGAAAUGCUUGGUAUUUACAUGCAACGUUCGAUUCUAAUCUUGUUCGGUUCAUGUUUUCUGAUCUUACCACUUUACAUUUUCGCAACACCGAUUUUAAUACUCCUUGGACAAGAACGUGAUAUAGCGGAGUUAGCUGGAGUAUUCACACUCCAAUCUAUACCUCAGUUAUUUUCACUAGCAAUCAAUUUUCCUGCACAGAAAUUCUUGCAGGCACAAAGCAAAGUUGGAAUAUUGGCAUGGUUGGGUUUCAUAUUCCUUUGUAUUCACAUUUUGAUUUUGAUUCUAUUUAUUAAGAUACUUGGUUGGGGUACAACUGGUGCUGCAGCAGCUUAUGAUUUAUCAGCUUGGGGAAUUGCUUUGGCUCAAAUGGCUUACGUUGUUGGUUGGUGUAACGAAGGGUGGAGGGGUUUGUCUUGGUUGGCUUUUAAGGAUCUUUGGGAAUUUAUGAAACUCUCUUUUGCCUCAGCUAUUAUGCUUUGUUUAGAGGUUUGGUAUUUCAUGACAUUGAUUGUUCUCACCGGUCAUUUGGAUAAUCCUAUCAUUGCUGUUGGCUCACUUUCAAUUUGCAUGAAUUUAAAUGGAUGGGAAGGCAUAUUGUUCAUAGGGGUCAAUGCAGCUGUGAGUGUGAGAGUUUCCAAUGAGCUUGGAUCAGGACAUCCAAGAGCUGCAAAAUAUUCAGUUGUUGUCACGGCUAUUGAGGCUCUCAUGAUUGGCCUGGUGUCUGCAAUCAUUGUUUUAAUAACAAAAGAUCACUUUGCUGUUAUUUUUACUGACAGUAAAGAAAUGCAAGAAGCAGUUUCUAAAUUAGCUUCUCUUCUUGGUGUAACCAUGAUUCUAAAUAGUGUUCAGCCAGUUUUAUCAGGUGUUGCAGUAGGAGGAGGAUGGCAAGCUUUGGUAGCUUACAUUAAUCUAUUUUGUUAUUACAUUGUAGGACUCCCCCUUGGCUUUUUGCUUGGCUACAAAGCAGGCUAUAGAGUGAAGGGUAUUUGGGUUGGAAUGAUAUUAGGGACAGUUUUGCAGACAGUUAUUUUGGUGUAUAUUAUAUAUAGAACAAAUUGGAACAAAGAGGUUGAACAAGCAUCAGAGAGAAUGAAGCAAUGGACUGGACAAGAUUCAGAAAUGAGUGAAAUGUAG